AUGUUUACUAUCAAGGGAAAAUUGCGAGUGGGUUCAUCGCGAGCCUCUGUAGGUGGACAAUCCCGUCCAACUGUGGGUGGUAAGAAUUUCAAGGUUUUUUCGGAUAAUGAUCGGAUUAAAGUUGGUGAUGGGUCCAAGACAUCUGCAAGACAAGUUGGUGCUGCUUCAAGAAAGAGUGCUAUAGCAGUUGACAAAGGCAUGGAGAAAAGUAGCGGAACAUAUGACACUUCUUCAAAUAUAAACUCGAGAAAAGCAUUGACUGAUGUUACCAAUGAUCACGGAAACUCUACGACAGCUGCUAAGCGUUGUUAUAUCUCCAAGGUUUCAGCAGGUUCAACCACUAAAAAAGUGGGUAUCUCUUUGAGAAAAUCCCUCACGGUUAAAGAGCAGAGAAAUACUAGUCAUAGUGGAGUUCAAUUAGAUGCUCCCAGUAGAGGCACAGGUCUAAGGGUUCCUUUAGGUGACCAGAAGAAUAGUUUAAAUGGAGGUCAGUCUGCUGCCUCAAAGGAUAGGUUUGGAAGGAAGCCUAUAUUACCUACAACUACAAGAACUUCAAGGAAGUCUCUCCCAGUUACUUUAGGUACAGGCUUAAUGGUUUCUUUAGGUGAUCAGAAGAAUAGCUCAAAUGGAGGUCCAUCAGUUGUGACAAAAGAUAGGUUUGCAAGGAAGCAUAUGUUGCCUACAACUACAAGCACUUCAAGGAAGUCUCUGCCAGUUCCUAGAAGGGUAAACAGGGUAGAUACGAAUAACACAAAGGAAAAUGCUGGAAGUUCUGAAUCAUCCAAUAGCCAAAAUGGUCUACCAAGUAAGCUGACAGCAGGCAGAAGGGUUAGUUCACAACUAAUCAAAGCAAGGAGCCAUAUAUUGAAGACUCGAGUUAGUGACGGCUUUGUUCAAACGGUUACAAUUAAUGCUAACCAAACAUCCUCAAGGAAUUCCACCAAGCCUAUUGUUAAGACCACACUCAAGGCUUGUACAUCUCAGAGGACUUUAAAAUCUAAAUCCAUAGCCGAUCAGAACAAAUCAAAACCAACUACUGCCGUAGCAUCCAAGGAUGAGGAUAAGAUUUCUUCUUCACUUCCUAAGGGUGAGAAAAACGUUUCUUCGUCUCUUCCUAAAGAUGAGGAAAGCAUUUCUUUCUCUCUUCCUGAGAAUAGUUCAGUGGUCAUUUCCGAUGGUGCAAAUCAAAGACAUCAACCAACUGAUAGAGAUGGUAGUCUAAACUCAGAUUUGUCAGAGUUGAUUCCAAGAAAAAGUUCCAGCCGUCGGAAAUCUUAUACAACUUCACUAAUUGAAAAAUCUAAGAUUCUCAAGGAAAAUGGUGAAGUCAGGAAGCAGGAUAGCCUACCAAAUAUAGAUGAUGAAUGUAAUCAUCUAGAAGUUUCUGAGUAUAUUGAUGAUAUAUAUCAUUACUAUUGGGUCACCGAGGCACAUAGUCAAGCUCUGUCGAAUUACAUGUCGAUUCAGACAGAGAUUACUCCUCAUAUGCGAGGAGUAUUGGUCAACUGGCUAAUUGAGGUACACUUCAAAUAUGAUUUGAUGCCAGAAACACUAUAUCUGACAGUGACAUUGUUGGAUCAAUAUCUUUCUCAAGUGACUGUAAAAACGAGUGACAUGCAGUUAGUUGGUCUUACAGCACUUUUACUGGCUUCAAAGUAUGAAGACUUUUGGCAUCCAAGGGUAAAGGAUUUGAUUAGCAUCUCGGCUGAAACUUAUACUAGAGAUCAAAUGCUUGGAAUGGAAAAGCUUAUUCUUAGAAAAUUGAAGUUCCGUCUUAAUGCUCCCACUCCUUAUGUUUUUAUGGUUAGGUUUAUCAAGGCUGCACAAUCAAAUAAGAAGCUGGAACACAUGGCAUUCUUUCUCAUUGACCUGUGUUUGGUUGAAUAUGAAGCUUUAGCAUUCAAGCCUUCGUUACUAUGUGCAUCAGCUCUCUAUCUUGCACGUUGUACGCUGCAAAUAACCCCAUCAUGGACACCACUACUUCAAAAGCAUGCACGUUAUGACGUUUCACAGAUCAGGGAUUGUGCUGAUAUGAUGUUGAAAUUCCAUAAAGCUGCUGGGAAGGGAAAGUUAACAGUGGCUUAUGAAAAAUAUUCCAGAAAGGAACUCAGUGCCGUAGCAGGAGUGAAACCGUUGGAUAGACUUCCCCAUUAUUAA
Molecule: messenger RNA, 2157 nt
Organism: Lathyrus sativus (Indian pea)
Lineage: Eukaryota; Viridiplantae; Streptophyta; Magnoliopsida; Fabales; Fabaceae
Source: the annotation of a GenBank genome assembly